AUGGGUGACAUUAUGUUUACAGCUUCCACAGGACUUGCCGUCCUUCUGUGUGUCGUACCAGGAAUCUUCCAUGUACAAACUCGAAAUUACGGAGCGAUAUUCAUGACAAUAUGGAUAAUAUUAUCAAAUUUCAUAAUCUUUGUGAAUUCGCUUUUAUGGCCAGAUCCUAUAAAUUUGGAAGAUAAAGCAGAAAUUUGGUGUUUAAUUUCUUCCCCAAUAUAUGUGGCAACUCAUUUCGGUCUUUUGGCCUCCAUCACUUGUAUGAUAUAUACAUUGUACUCCUAUGUUGCUUACCCUGUUAUCUUAACGGAAACGGUCAAAAGACGAGGAGCUAUAAGAGAUUUUAUUAUUAGUAUUGUAAUGCCACUCAUCUUCAUGGGCCUAUUUUAUUUAGUGCAAAAAAGAAAAUAUUCCAUCCGCCCUGUUCUUGGAUGUUUUAGUCCCGCUCAAAUCAAUUGGGUUUUCAUUAUCAUCAAUAACAUAUGGCCCCCGAUUAUUUCUUUAAUUGGUUGUUAUUAUUCAGGAAUGACCGCGUAUGCCAUAAUUAAAAAAAGACUUGAAAUCCAAUCACUCUUAAGGCAUAAUGAAUCCGGACUUAGCUCUUCAAAAUUCUAUCGUCUAGUCUUCUUUUGUAUUACGUUUCUUAUCUUCGCCUUGCCAGCCGCUCUUCUCAACUUUUUCUCAAAUAUCUUGGAUGGUAUUGAACCAUAUGACAUGUAUAAAAAUCGAUUAUAUUAUAAUGAUAUCGAAAAGUUCCCAGGAGAAACUAAUGGUGUAACAUUUGUGGAUUAUGCUAAACCUUUAGCUGGAUUUUUCGUUUUCAUAUUUUUUGGUACAGGACAAGAUGCAAUGACAGCUUAUGGAAAAUGGCUCAAGCUUCUCAAGUUGGAUAAAGUUUUCGGUUUUUGUAUUAUUUCUCGUUAUUUAUCUCGAAAAGAUGAUGAAACUUCUACUUCCUACUCUGGAACCCUUCGAAGUUUCCAAAGUAAUUCAACCUCAUACAACAGUAAUAAUACUAACGAAAAACAACCGCAAUUACCAAAAAAAUCCUUGCGAAAGUCUGAAACUUUUAACACAAAACAUAUCUUACCUCCUCCAAAUGUUUUAAUAAGCAAAGAAAAGAAAAUUAGUUUCAAAAAUAUUUUGUUCUUGAAUGGACAUCGUACUCCAAGUGAACAGGCCGCGUUCGAUUUAACGUCUGGCUUAAAAAUAAGAAUUGAUGGCAUAGACACCCAAACCAUCAUAGACGAA
Molecule: messenger RNA, 1251 nt
Organism: Funneliformis caledonium
Lineage: Eukaryota; Fungi; Glomeromycota; Glomeromycetes; Glomerales; Glomeraceae
Source: the annotation of a GenBank genome assembly